Molecule: messenger RNA, 1671 nt
Organism: Aspergillus alliaceus
Lineage: Eukaryota; Fungi; Ascomycota; Eurotiomycetes; Eurotiales; Aspergillaceae
Product: major facilitator superfamily domain-containing protein
Exons: 9
Coding region: 1-1671 (556 amino acids)
Biological process (GO): transmembrane transport
Cellular component (GO): membrane
Molecular function (GO): transmembrane transporter activity
Source: RefSeq, a predicted model, not a curated record
AUGCAUCUUGGCUGUAUGAUACAAUUCUUGGCCGAUUGUUGCAAUCAUAUGCGGCAAGUAUAUCGGAAGACUUAUCGCGAAUACAUAAAAUGGAGAUGGGAGAGAAAGCCAGAAAGUGACAACGGGUUCCAUGGAACCCGUGUACACGUCUUUGAUGAUCCGGAUACUGCAGAGCAUUGGGCUAGUAUUUAUGAAAAAGCUCAAUAUGAGGGUCUGCAUCGCUUUGAUCCUGCUUUCACUUGGACACCCGAGGAAGAGAAGAAAGUAGUUCGAAAGGUGGACUUGCGAAUCAUGUUCUGGGCGUGGUUGAUGUUCUGUUCGCUGGAUCUCAACCGAAGAAAUAUCAACAGGGCUAUCACUGAUGAUAUGCUUCCUGAGCUAGGCAUGAACACCAAUGACUUCAAUUAUGGACAGACUAUAUUCCUAGUGUCCUUUCUCGCAGCCGAGCUUCCCAGCGGCCUGAUCAGUAAAAAGGUCGGCCCGGAUAGGUGGAUACCGUCCAUUAUUGUUUCCUGGUCAGCCAUCAGCGCAGCACAAGCUGCUCUUUCGAGCAGAGCGGGAUAUUUCGCCUGUCGAGCGCUCCUAGGGCUUCUGAUGGGUGGCUUUAUACCUGAUAUUGUGCUAUGGUUAUCUUACUACUACAAAGGCCGAGAACUGCCCAUUCGUCUUAGCUGGUUCUGGACUGCCCUCAGCACUUGUAAUAUCGUCGGAUCCCUACUCGCCGCUGGAAUCCUGCAGAUGCGCGGAAUCCGAGGAUGGAGCGGAUGGCAAUGGCUCUUCCUGAUCGAAGGCCUAGUCACAGCAAUCAUCGGGGUCCUAUCCUGGGGACUAAUGCCGCCAGGCCCCUGCCAAACAAGAAGCUGGUUCCGAGGCCGAGAAGGCUGGUUCAGCGAGCACGAAGAACGCAUCCUAGUCAACCGACUCCGCGACGAUCCAUCCAAAGGGGACAUGAAUAACAGACAAGCAGUCGGCCCAGUUGCCCUCCUCAAGUCCCUCCAAGACUUCGACCUCUGGCCCUUAUACCUCCUCGGUCUCCUAAUCUACAUCCCACCACAACCGCACGCAAACUACCUAUCGUACGUCCUCCGCAGGCUCGGUUUCUCAACCUUCCACGCCAACCUCCUCGCCAUCCCCUCCCAAUUCAUGUUCGCCAUCAACCUCCUAAUCAUAACCCGCAUCUCCGACACCCUCAACGAACGUUCCAUCGUCGCCUCAACCUCCAACCUCUGGAUCCUCCCCUGCCUAAUCGCCCUCGUCGCCCUCCCAGACUCAGCCAGCACUUGGGCCCGCUACGCCAUCACCACCGUGCUCCUCAGCUAUCCCUACCCCCACGCCAUCCUAGUCGGCUGGAACGCCCGCAUCAGCAACACGGUGCGCACGCGCGCCGUCAGCGCUGCGCUGUACAAUAUGUGCGUGCAAGCGGGGAAUAUCAUCGGGAGUAACAUCUUCCGGGAGGAUGAUAGUCCGCUUUACCGGCGCGGGAAUAAGGUUUUAUUGGCGAUGUGCUCGUUUAAUGUAUUGGUGUUUUAUGCGGUUAAGGCGUACUAUAUUUGGCGGAAUAGGGCGCGAGAGAGGAAGUGGGCGGCCAUGCCGGCAGAGGAGCAGAGUGAGUAUUCGUUGUCAACGACGGACGAGGGGGUAAAGAGGUUGGAUUUUCGGUUUGUCCAUUGA